UAUAAUAUAUAAUUUUUGACUUUAAUAUCCUUUAAACUUGCAUUGAAUGUUUAUCAUGUUUUAUGAAUUUUGGAAAUGUAUCGUGCAAAUCAAAAUGGACAGCAGCAAAGAGCAAAUGUUGAACCAAUACAUCAAAAUCGAAUUAAUGGAAGACAGCCUUCACCCAUAAAUGUUCCAAUGUCAGUUUCAGAACAGUUUAGAGAAUCAUGGUUAACUGCUAUUAUUGGAUCUAUUUUGUUUGCGACUGGCAUGUGCCUGUUGUUUUGGAACGAAGGAAGGGCUGUAAAAGUAGCAUACUCUUUAGACGAAGCCUUACGGAAUGUAGCAGUGCUUUCAAAUCCAUUUAAAUUAUUACCCGAGUUUGAAGGUCGUUUAAUACAUAUUUCAGGAUCAUUAUCCAUAUCAGAGCCAUUGACUGAACCUGAUUAUGGUAUUAUUGUGUCAAGUGUUAAAUUAAAAAGAAGAGUACAGAUGUAUCAAUGGGUCGAAAUCGAAGAAGAAAGAAGUUUUGGUGGUGUAACGGAAGAAGAGAAACAUUAUUAUUAUACGACAGAAUGGAAGGAUAAGCUUGUAGAUUCUGAUCAUUUUUAUAUCAGAACUGGACACCAUAAUCCAAAAGAAAUGCCAAUCAAAAGUCAAAUACAGAUUGCUAAUGAAGUUAAAAUUGGAGCCUUUAUUCUUGGAUCAGAAUUAAAGAAGAAAUUUAAUGAAUUUGUUGAGAUUACUAGCGACGAGAGACCAGAACGUAAAGAUAUCAAAAUGCAUUCUGGCCUGUAUUAUCAUAGCGCUGAUUUGUGGAAUCCUCAGGUGGGAGACAUUAGAAUACAAUUUUCUUAUGCAGGUAAACAAGGUGAUAUUUACUCUAUCGUUGGCAUGAUGGAGAAAGGAAUUAUUGUUCCUUAUACCACAUCACACGGGGAAGAUAUUUUACUUCAAAGGAAACACAAAAUGACGGUAGAUCAAAUGUUUCACUUGGAACAUGUGCACAAUUACUGGAGAACUUGGAGUAUCAGAGGACUAGGCUGGUUAGUUCUAUUUUUGGCAGCAACUUGUUUGGCAAAUAUAUUGAGGACCGUGAUACUUAAUUCAACAUUCUUAUGUGGAAUAAUAGCAAUUGAGUCAUUAACAAUGUCCGUUUCCAUGUCCAUUAGUUUAUUAGUAAUUGGUUUUGCAUGGGUGUGGUAUCGGCCGGUAAUUGGCCUUUGCUUAGCUUUAGCUUCGAUUUUACCAUUUAUUUAUUCAACUUUAAUAGCAGGAUCACAAUCGCAACAACGUGAUAAUUACAGAAGAUUGUAGUCUUAUGUCAGGAG
Vespa velutina is the source of this 1310-nucleotide messenger RNA. It is a transcript of the gene Tmem43, whose product is annotated as transmembrane protein 43 homolog. Lineage: Eukaryota; Metazoa; Arthropoda; Insecta; Hymenoptera; Vespidae. Gene Ontology annotation, cellular component: nuclear inner membrane. The coding region runs from base 76 to 1296 and encodes 406 amino acids. Gene Ontology annotation, biological process: nuclear membrane organization. The record is from RefSeq and is a predicted model, not a curated record. The transcript has 6 exons.